AUGACUCGAGCGAAGUUGGGCUGCAGAAUCUUUUCUGUACAUCUUCCACCCAAUCUUGGUGGAUACAAUAUAAAGAUACGGGAUUCUUGUCUUCUAUCAGUCCACUGCUCAAGGGGCUUCAAAGGAGUCCAUACCAGCGUUAAGAGCAUAACUUGUUUCAUUCCGUUUCAAUCAACAGCCAAAAAUUGGAAAGAAAAUUCAGCAGUUGCAACUGACGAUAGAGUCGUUAUGGACAUUGUUCAGGAUCUGCCCUGCUUCAGUAUUGAUCAGUCAAGCCUGAUGCACAUUGUUGAGAUGAGAAGCCUUGAUCAGCUCCAUAAAUUUGGAGGCGUUCAUGGGAUUGCUAAUUCUCUUAAUAGUGAUGUGCAUCGUGGAAUAGAUAGCGAUGACAAUGCAGGUAUUUCACGUAGGCAUGAAGCCUUUGGUACUAACACAUAUAGCAAGGCUGCUGGAAAGAAUUUGUUCCAUCUUGUUUGGGAAGCUUUUGAUGAUUCGAAACUCAAUAUUUUCCUGGCUUUUGCUAUGAUGGCUCUUAGUUUUGACAUUAAGAGCAAUGGACGAAUGGAAGGGCUGUAUGAUGGUGGAAGCAUAUUUUCUGCUGUUCUUGUUGUCCUAUCCAUCGUGGCCAGUACUGAUUUCAGGAAAAACAGAAACUUCAGCGAGAACUUCAUGGUUAGUGACAGUAGUCCUGUUGAAGUCAUGAGAAAUGGCAAGCUGAAGUAUAUUUCAACGUCAGAGGUUGCUGUUGGAGAAGUUAUAUGCUUGAAGAUUGGGGACCAAGUACCUGCUGAUGGACUGCUCAUUGAAGGGCAAGCUUUACGUGUUGAUGAAUCCAGCAUGACUACGACUGGAAGUUUUCAUGAUCAUGAAAUUAAGCAUCAUGACCAGAAUCCGUUCCUGUUUUCUGGCACCAAGGUGACUGUCGGAUGUGCUCGAAUGCUUGUUACAUCUGUUGGGAUGAAUACAACUCGAGGAAGGAUGCUAAGUUCAAUGAGCAAGAAAAAGAAAUUAUAA
Coffea eugenioides is the source of this 1014-nucleotide messenger RNA. Its product is annotated as putative calcium-transporting ATPase 13, plasma membrane-type. Gene Ontology annotation, cellular component: intracellular membrane-bounded organelle. Bases 1 to 1014 code for a protein of 337 amino acids. Gene Ontology annotation, molecular function: P-type calcium transporter activity. The record is from RefSeq and is a predicted model, not a curated record. The transcript has 2 exons. NCBI's taxonomy places the organism in Eukaryota, Viridiplantae, Streptophyta, Magnoliopsida, Gentianales, Rubiaceae.